AAUAUGCUCACAGGAGAUCGGAGAUUGGCUUCAUCACGGAAGCUCACUGUUUUGGGGAAAGUCCCAAAGCCUAUUAACUUACCCAGCCAAAGGUUGGAAAACCACGGGCUCGACCCAAAUGUUGAAAUUGUACCAAAGGGUACGCUCACAUGGGGAAGCCGACCAUCUUUGGCUGCGCCAAAUGCAUGGGGUACCUCUGGUACUUUGUCUACCCCUACUGAUGGAAGUGCUGGUUCACCAAGCCGCCGUCCAUCAUCUGGAGGAGGAACACGUCCUUCUACGUCUGGCAGUGAUAAAUCCCUUGAUCCGGUUUCUAAUGCAUGGGGCCCAAAUUCUCGUCCGUCAUCAGCAUCAGGGAUAUUAGCAUCAAGCCAGGUAUCGCCAGCAGCAACACGUCCUCGAAGUGCUGAGACAAGACCUGGUAGCUCUCAGCUAUCUCGCUUUGCAGAUAAUUCAGCUGAAAAUACAGCUGCAUGGGGUGCAGCAGGGUCUGCUGAGAGAUUGGGGACUGUAUUACCCAAAAGUAGUGGGUUCACUUUGAGCUCUGGAGAUUUCCCGUCACUUGGCUCUGAUAAGAACUCUGAUACACACUCUCAACGAGGUCACAGUUCUCAAGGUCGCCCUCUCAGUUCCCAAGGUCGCCCUCUCAGUUCCCAAGGUCGCCCUACCAGUUCUCAAGAGCGUCCUGCUUCAGCAUCUGAAGCAGAUCCAAAUCUGAGAGGAUUUUUGGAGCCUCAGCUAGAUGCAGGAAAUAAGAAUACAAAUCACUUGGACCAUGGAACUGUUAUUAAUACGUGGAAGGCAGAUAAUCCUGCUUAUGCAGGACACGGUGCCUCACCAAACAUGGAGAACUGGCACAGUGACUACCACCUGGCACCUCCAUAUCCAAGUACGAAUAUGCCACCUCCUCCAUUUGAUUCUUGGCAUAAUCCUUCAUUUCGCCCAUCUGAAGGAUCUUGGUAUAGAGGUGGAGCAGUUGGGGGUCCCUAUAGGCCACCUGGCAGUUACCCUAUGGAUUAUACUCAUGAUCCUGCAAGGCCAUUAUCUAAUCCCCAGUUUACAAGUCAGGAUGCUGGUCCUCGUGGAUUCUAUCCUAACAACUGUGGACCUUAUCGUCCAUACAUGCCACCAGAACGGUACAUGGGUCCAGGUUGCCCUGAUAUCCAAGUUAGACCUGGACCUUAUGUGGAACCAGUGCCCUUUGGUUCUCGCCCAAACUUUUACAAUCCUAAUGAGAGGGAAACUUCCAUAAUGGGAAUGGCUCGACCUGUUCAUAACCAAUAUCCAGUCCAACAUGGAAACCUUAAUAUGAGACCUGGUGGAUAUGCUACUGUGGGGAACAAAGAGCAGAUAAAAGGUAAUCAAGCUCAUGAAACUCAAGGGCAGUUCAGGGUUCUGUUAAAGCAGCACGAGGGUUCAGGAGACCGUGGCGAACAGGAAAGGGGAGGUCACUUUAUAACUGUUGGCUCUCCACAUCAUGGAAGUGCAAAUUAUUCUCGAAGUUCUAGUCAGAACGGAGAUGAUGAAACGAAGAGUCAAAUGCAGGAAACAGUAUCUCCCAGUUUUCCCGCAGAGACAGUAUCUUCUCAGACUAGUAGAGUCGUGGAUGGCCGAUCUAAAGAUGUUAGAGACAUGGUAGCCGAUUCAAGCAACACAACUGAUGGAAGGAGGACCGGAGCUGUAAACGUCCAGAGUUGUGGUCUGAAGCAAUAUCCCAUAAUUAAAAAGAAUGCAACUCUGAUGGAAAAAGUGGAGAGCCUAAAUAAUAAAGCUCGAAUUGCUGACGGUUAUUGUGAAAGUCAGUCAGUUUCAAGAGAGAAAUCAACAUCUUCCAAAAACUUAUCAAGAACCGAUCAGUUUACCAGCGUAGAUAGUACUAAUGCUGGCUUUGCCGAGGCUUCUGCUGUUACUCUUAACGUCAAAACUCCAAUUAUUAAAAUUGAAGAGUUGAAUGUGUUAACGGAAGAAAAAAACAAACAAUCAACUAAGGACAACAUAUGUCUUCCUGCUCCAUCAAACUCUGAGGGUGGUGGUGAAGAUCCUCUUAUUGUCGGUCAUAAAGAAGUUCAAGGCACUAGAAGAGUUGAUAGUCACACUAAAUUAAGAUCUAUCAGACAUAAUAAUGAACAAUGGAUGAAAAAGUCUCCUGGAAGUGAAUCCUCUGUGAAUUCCAGUAGGAUGAGUGCUAAAGGAGGAACACUUGAAUUUGAUGCUUCCCAUGAGAAGCAGGAGUUGUGCCUUGAAGCGGGUGGUGUGGAAGAAUCACAUGCAGUAUCUUCUUUGGAUCCAGUUGAUCACGAAGCUCAGCGUACUAGAAUGAAAGAGAUGGCAGCACAGCGUGCAAAACAGCUGCAAAGGGAAGAGGAAGAGAGGAAGGGGACAAGGGAACAAAAAGCAAAAGCUCUUGCAAAGCUGGAGGAAUUGAACAGGCGAACAUUAGCAGAAAGUUCUACCCUGAAGUCCAAUCAUGUUCCAUCAAAGAGUAGUGAUGUUCAGAAUGGUAACCAGGAGACUGGACCUGGUGAUAAAAUUUCUACUGAAGCUGUCUGUGGUACCUCAGAUUGCCAUUCUGAACAAAUGAAACGGGCAGUUGAUAGUGGUGGUAAGAAACCUGCUCAAUCGUUAAGCUCUUCUGUCCAAUCUUCUGUAGUGACAGAGGCCCAAUCUGUAUCCCUGGGACAAGAGAUCAAAACUACUGGAGAAAUUGCACCGGAAGCUACUUCAGAUAUUCUACAUAACACAGUUUCCAGGCAGAAGCAGCUGGGUUAUAGAAAAAAGAAUAAUAUUCUUCAUGAAAACAUCGCAGGUGGGAAGCAAACAACUUCCAGCAGUAUCGGGAACCCUAAAGAUACCAUCGAGGUUGAGGUGAAUACAUCAAGCAAGGAUUCUUUGCCUAACAACGAAGUUCCUCAUGUUCAACACAAGAAAAAUAACAGGAGUACGAGGAGCAGUAGUGAUGACAAUGAUGAGAGUAUGACAAGCUCUGCUGUUUCAGCUCCUUUCAAUGUGGGAGGGAACUUAGACAAACUCAAAGAUGAAAGUGGGAAGACCAAACCCUCAGCUGCACUGGCAGAAGCUAUAUCAGUGUCUUCUGAGAGAGAGAAUGAAACUGUAGGAACUCUGGAUUCCAAGGUAGUACCUAUAUCUGAGAGAAAUGAAGGAACUCAUGGUAAAGUGAGCAACCGCUGGAAGCCUCACCCUCAUAGAAAAAACCAACAGGCUAACAAGCCAAUUUCGAAGUAUCAUCAGACUGAGGGUGUCAUGUGGGCUCCUGUGAAGUCCACAAACAAGAUUGAGAUUGAUCAAGUCAGUCAGAACAAUGCACCAAAUGGACCAAAAACAAAGAGGGCAGAAAUAGAGCGGUAUGUUCCAAAGCCUGUCGCCAAAGAACUCUCACAGCCGGAUCAACAAACAACAGCUGCUUCUGAUAGCAGAAAUGGGGAAAAGGUCAAACAUAACAAGCAUGGACGAACAAAUUCCUCGUGGCGUCAACGGAGCUCAACUGGAUCUCCAUCAGUUGAAGGUUCCUCGUCUUCUGAUCAGCUGCAGACAUUAAAUAUUGAUAACUUACGGAAAGAGCAGUUGACACAUACUGAUGAUGGCUGGAACGAUAACGAGAAUCUGCUGCCAAGUGGAUCAGUGACCUCGACCGCAGCUUCAAAGAGCUAUGAAGCAAGCAGACAAAGGCGCCAUCCAUAUAAAGUGCACAGAGUAUCCGGAAAUAACUAUCCUACUUCAGAUAAUGUCGAUUCUCGAGCCUUAGGUGAUAAUGAAUCAGAAGGAAGAAGCAUCAUGAAAAUUGAUAGCCAGAAUGCUGGAAUUGAAAAUAUAAAGCCUCAUUGGCAGCCAAAAUCUCAUAGGGGUAACAGAGGACAAAGGGCAGAGAGUGCCCCAACAGCGAUGAAUGAAGAAGAUAGAACUUCGAGCAAAAGAACUCCUGUAUCUGAAGCAAGAGAAGCACCCCAUCAACAGUCUAGGAAAGAGAGAAAUGCAGUUCCUGAUCUAGCAAAGGAAGAGAUUAUUCCUGAAUUAACUCCCCAAAACAUUGAUUAUCAACGUGGACAGUACAGUGGCAGUUAUCAGGGGGGGCAUGACAGUAAGUAUAGAGGUCGGAAUUUGACUCAAGAUGGGAGCAAACACAAAUUUCAGGCAAAUGAAGAUGAGCAUAUCGAGUCUUAUGAUAAGCCCACGGGUUCAUCUCAGCAAAACCCUCGUGCUGGUAAAGUAGCGAGUGAGGGUUCUAGGGCUUCUGGACCCAGGUACAGGGAGAGAGGUCGCAAUUUCUCGCGUGGUGGUGGUGGUGGUCAAUUAUAGGGACUGAGACAACAGACGCAGUAUCAUUCACAUGGUAGUGUUACAUAUGCAAUUCACAUGACUGGUAUGUGACAUUAACAAUUAUGUCUGGAGCGAAACUCCUGCAAAUCUAAAGUGGACUUUUUGCUCUGCCCCCUAAAUGGUUUAUCAGCUGGAUUCUCUUUGAGAUGUGUGUUUGAAAAAGAUAGCCUCGCUCAGCACACGUCUCAGAUUAAAACCCAGCGGUAAAUUGGUGUCAAAAGUUUUCAGUCCACUUGAGAGUUUAUUAGAGCUUUUCGCACAAUGUUCUGUACGUGUAUUUUGUUCUACAUUUAUAUUGCUUUCUGAAGUAUCUGUUUCCAAACUGAGCCCAGGAGGAUCUAGAGACGGAUGGAUCCGUUUAAUUACGGCGAUGUUGCUGUUGGGAGUUUUUCAGGAUGGGUUGCUUUUGUUGUUCCACACCCAAGUUUAUGUAUUAACAGGAAACCGAGGUUCUUGAUUUAUUAUUUUUCCUGUGGGAUUUUGACUUAAAGAUUUCAAUUUUUAAUCCACACCAUGUAACCGCUUUGAACUCCUUUAAGUAUGCGCGGAGCUUUGUAUAGAGAGUAUUAAGCCCCCGAGUUGGGUUAUCUCUAAAAUCUAUGUUUUCGUGUCGUUGUUCUCACUAA
Molecule: messenger RNA, 4961 nt
Organism: Asparagus officinalis (garden asparagus)
Lineage: Eukaryota; Viridiplantae; Streptophyta; Magnoliopsida; Asparagales; Asparagaceae
Product: protein MODIFIER OF SNC1 1-like
Biological process (GO): epigenetic regulation of gene expression
Source: RefSeq, a predicted model, not a curated record